Prorocentrum cordatum is the source of this 357-nucleotide messenger RNA. The record is from the annotation of a GenBank genome assembly. NCBI's taxonomy places the organism in Eukaryota, Dinophyceae, Prorocentrales, Prorocentraceae.
AUGGUCGAGGAGGGGGAGGAUCGAGAAGGAUCGGGCGGCCCACCUCACAGCGCGGAGGCGAAGGCGCGCGGCACCGCAGCUGAGCGAAGCGAGGCAGGGCACGGGGUUCGCACUCCAGGGCGCGACGGUGGACAUCCGCCAGACGGCACCAUCCGCACCCGAGUUCAUGAAACCCCGCUCGAGCUCAUCAGGCUCAGCCGACUACCCCAUGAGUGCAGGAUUCAAUCCCACACUGGAGAGGCCUGUGCAUCCUGCUCGAUCGCACCGCCGCCGCAUCCCUCGCCCGCGUGGUGUAACGUCGUGGCCAUGCUCACCCAAACCAGCCUGGUGCCGCUUCCAGAGUCGAGCGCAGCUUAA